CGCAAAAAAAGAAAAAGAAAAAAAAAGUCAGAGUGGCGCGUAAUAAGUGGAGAAGAAUGUUUCUGUCUCUUCCUACGUUGACUGUCCUUAUUCCAUUGGUCUCGUUAGCAGGGCUGUUAUACUCGGUCUCUGUGGAAGAAAACUUCCCACAGGGCUGCACUAGCACAACCAGCCUGUGCGUUUACAGUCGGCUGUUGCCGGUUACCAUACCCGUUUAUGUGUUCUUCCACCUUUGGACUUGGAUGGGUAUUAAACUCUUCAGGCAUAAUUAAUACAACCAGAGCCAAGAUGGUAUAUCCUAAUGAUAUGCUUGAGUGUCUGUCUCUGAAAGCUCAACUACAUGGAAAUACUGGACACCCACUUAAUUUGCAAGAAAGAUGCUUUGCCUAGCUUCUGUCAGAGGUUUAGGACUAUGGGAGGCUUAAGCCGCAGAGGCUUCUUUAUUGUACUUUGGUUCUGCCCUUGUUCUUUGAAGGUUCUCAUUUAUGCCUGGGGUAUCAGGAGAAACAUUUCAGCAAAGUGUCUCGUUGGAAAUUAAUAGCCCCAGCCAUCAUCUGAUGACUUUAUUUCUUAUCCCAUUCAUAAUUAAAAGUCACUAAUUUUAAAUCUUAUAUGUUUAUUUUACAUUCAGAGUCUGGUAAAGUCACAUGUUAAGGAUGACUGAAAUAAUUCCAGAGGAGCUCUGUUGGAGU
Messenger RNA from Orcinus orca (killer whale), 692 nucleotides. RefSeq names its product phosphatidylinositol N-acetylglucosaminyltransferase subunit Y-like. The coding region runs from base 57 to 272 and encodes 71 amino acids. The record is from RefSeq and is a predicted model, not a curated record. The transcript has a single exon. NCBI's taxonomy places the organism in Eukaryota, Metazoa, Chordata, Mammalia, Artiodactyla, Delphinidae.